AUGACCCGAACUGUUUGGAUAUCACUUGGUGAUCUAAGAGCUGAGAUGCUUGCGCUGGAUGGUUUGGGACAAGUGAUGACGAAGAUGACGGAACUUUUGGGGAUGCCCAAUGUGUCGGAUUUUUAUUCGGAUUUGGCCAGGUUUGACUUGCAAGGAAUCAGGAAGAAGAUGAAGGAUUUAGUAGAGAGGUUUGAUAGGAUCUUCGAGACGAUGAUUGAUCAACGGGUAAAAAUGGAUAGUGCCACUGACAAAGAAAGUAAAGUUUUUUUACAGGUUUUGUUGCAGCUGAAAGAUGAAGGAGAUGCCAAAAUGCCUCUCACAAUGACUCAUCUCAAAGCCUUACUCAUGGUACGUGUUCUUGAACAUGGUGUGCUUGCUUUUAGGUAUCAAUCAACCUCAACGAGGAUCUGA
Messenger RNA from Ilex paraguariensis (yerba mate), 411 nucleotides. Lineage: Eukaryota; Viridiplantae; Streptophyta; Magnoliopsida; Aquifoliales; Aquifoliaceae. The record is from the annotation of a GenBank genome assembly.